AUGGUUCGUGAAAUCCCAGCCCAUGUUUCUCCAUCAUUGAAAAAGAGAAGGGCUGAGGAUCUUGCAAAGUUUAUCAAGAAGAACCAAAGGACCGAGGAAGAAGAGAAAGUUCCUGAAACACAUGAAGUCCAUAUUCAAGAAGAAGUGAAGAUUAGUCCACCUGUUACUAUUUCAAAGCCUGUUGAUUCAAGACCUGUUGAACAAGGUCACAUUAUCUCUUUACCCCAGGUUACAUCAACUACUGAUUCUCCAACUUUUCAAUCUAUCAUGGAUCAACCGUUCACUACCAUUUUUUCUACUCAAUCUACUGAUCCACCGAACCCAUCAUCACCGGUUGAUGAAACCAUGGCUACUGAUGCUGGAACUCAUAACGAAGGCUUUGGAGGAACGUUUGAAGCUCUUCACUUUGAUACUUCCGAAGAAGAUUUUCCAGACUACAUGCUGAUGACAAUGAAGCCAUUCAAGAUUCUAAAUUCAAAAUUAAAUUCAAUCUUGCAAUCACAAGCAGAUGUGGGCAGUGUUGGAGUGACGAGUUUGGAGGUUGAUUCAUUGAUGAAAUUGAUGGAAGGGCGUGUAAUUUCGAAGGCUUCUAGAUUAAUUAAGGAUUCAGAAAGUAGAGUUCUUGAAAAAGUUGAUCAACAUCAUGCUUCUACUGAGAAUCGAAUUAAUUCUCAGAAUGCUGAUUUUGUACGAGAAGUGAAGGAUUUGAAGAUGGUUACGAAGGAGCGUAAUGUGCUCUUCGUACAAGAAGUUAAAAAGGUACGGGAGGAUGUUAAUCUACAAAUUAGAGAACUUUGUGAAGAAAUGCAAAAGGAAGUUCAAAUCGUACAACAGGAUUAUGCUUCGGCUAAUCAGAAAAUUGAUAUCAUCUGUGAUGCUUUCACCAGAUGUAUCAAACUUUUCUAA
Messenger RNA from Lactuca saligna, 906 nucleotides. The record is from the annotation of a GenBank genome assembly. NCBI's taxonomy places the organism in Eukaryota, Viridiplantae, Streptophyta, Magnoliopsida, Asterales, Asteraceae.